GCGUUGCUGGUGGUGGAAGGCUUUGGACGAGAUGCUCCACCCGACUGCUCCAAGGCCAUGGCGACCAACCGCGGGCAAGGAUGCGCGACGGUGAUGGCGGCCUCGCAUUCGCCCGAACAAGGGCCGCGGCUUGCUGCCGCUGGUUCCGCGCACCGCCGCCGCUGCUGCCGUCCGCAUUAGCGAGCUUGGGCCCGCCCGUGACGGAAACAUGCCCACCAACUCGACUGCAACUCGACUGCAACUCGACUGCAGUCGACUCGACUCCAUCUGCCAUGCCACCCACGCCCGCCGCACGCUGCCCCUCCACCACUGCCACUACCACCGCCAGUUCACCGGCCCCCGACGCCUGCUGCCAGAAGUCGCCGCCGCAUUCUGUCAUUGGCCGCCCUAUGCCAAUCCCCUCGACUCCCCACGCUGCCGCUGCCGCUGCCACUGCCACUGCCACUGCCACCACUGACACUGGCACUGGCACUGACACUGACACUGCCAAUGCCACGCCCACGCCCACGCCCACUGCCCACGCCAACCCACCUGCAGUCCGUGUCCAUCAAGAUGAUACUGUCGACUGCACGCUUGUGCCUGCGAGCACGGCUCUCCAGCCUUGACCGAUGGCCUGUCACCACUCGGCAAUCUCCAGAAGGGGGACUCGCAAAGUGUAGCUCACCAGCGUAUCGAGCCCAUGUUUGACACUACUGCAGGUCCACCAUUUUGGAUCUUGAAUUUCCCUAACAGACGCAGCCACUCACCCACCACCGUCAUACACAGCAUCCCCAGCACCGGCACCACCACUCGACAUGGAGCCGCCCACGCCAGACGGAAUGCCCCCCUGCACAUGUGCUCCAUGCCAUGGUGGCCAAACCGAGGCCCCAGCAUCUCUCUCUCUCUCUCUCUCUCUCUCU
Messenger RNA from Exserohilum turcica Et28A, 899 nucleotides. RefSeq lists its product as uncharacterized. The transcript has a single exon. NCBI's taxonomy places the organism in Eukaryota, Fungi, Ascomycota, Dothideomycetes, Pleosporales, Pleosporaceae. The record is from RefSeq and is a predicted model, not a curated record. The annotation marks the transcript as partial.